CACUUAUCAACAAUAUUCUUAUUUAUUAAUAUUUUUAUACAUUUCUAAAAUAUUAUUAAAAUUUAAUUCUUAUUUUUUUCAUUUAAAAGUUAAUAAUUUACAGAUAUAUCUGACAGUGUAAAUCAAUUAUCUGAUACGCUAAAUUUCAACAAGUUAUACAAACCAUUAAUGUAAUAGAGCAAACAUGGAGCAGUCUGUAUUAGAUGAAGUUUCACAACUGUAAGAUAAUAUUGUUAAAUAAAGUAAAAAGUAAAAAUUAGUACCUGUUACUUAUUUAAUAAUAAUAAACUUAUAAAUAAAUAAAUAAAUAAAUAAAUAAAUAAAUAAAUAAAUGACUGUUUUUAAUUUUUAAUCUAAAACCGGUCAUACAAUACACAUUUCAUAAUACUCCAGGCAAUGCAUUUAUUUAUUUAUAUAUUUAUUUACAAGUAUUAAACAUCUAAUAAUAUUAUUUUUGCUUUAUUAUUUUAUUAAUAAUAAUACCUAAUUAUCUAUACAUACAUUUACUUUUUAUGAUAUAGUUCUACUGGAUUAAGUUAUUGUUUUACCAAAGAAGAUAUUGUGUGACAGAAAUAUACUUACGUAACUAGCAAUUAAAAUGGAAUAUAUGAAAAAUCUAUUUGUGUAAUAAUACAACAUUAUAAAAACUAGCAAACUUUAUUGUUAAAGGUCGAAAUUAUAUGCACUAAAAACGUACAAAAUAUGUAUUAAUAUGUAUAAAUUAAUUAUGCACUUAUUUUUAUUCAAUUAUGCAAACAAAUUAUAUUCAUUUAUUCAGUUUAAAAUUAUAUCAUAAAGUUGUAUUCAAAUAUUUUCUAUAUUUUAAAACAUAUUUACAAAUAAAUAAUUUUAAUUUUGGUAUUUUAAUAUCAACAAUAUUUUGUGAAAUGGGCAUCUAUCAAAUUUCAUAAUAAUAUUAAAAAUGGAGAACAAUAAAAUUACUUGUACACUAAGUAUACAUGCAUUGAAUGUGGUAUACGCAUUUUAACAAAUCAGUGUUAAUUUAAUUAUAUUUUAAAAGAGCACCUGAAUAUCUUUUAGUUGAUAUUAUCAGCUUAAUUUUCUGUAUUUAAAUAUGCCCUGUUACCAGUUUAUGCUCAUAAUUUUUCUGAUUUUUUUGAUACCAAAAUUCGAUUUUUAGUGUUAUGCACUGAACACUCUUUUAACAAAACACUAUUGAUAUGAAACUUAAAAUACGGUAUUACAGAACUAAAUCAUUACUAGUUUCUCAUUAUUGGGGAUUAUCUUUGUGGUACUUAUGACAAACUUCAUCUUAUUAUAUGGUGAGCUCAUUGAUAAACAUAUAUCAAUUGGCAUUUGGUUUAUAGGUUGAGUUGAUACAUGGGUAAAUAUAAAUUUAAAAAAACCCAAAAUUUAAAUAUGUCCUUAGUUAGAUAUUAGUACUAAUUAACUUAAUACUAUUUUUUUUACAAAUAUUUGCAUAUUUUUAAAAAAUGAUGAAAUAAUCAAAAAUGUUCCAAAUAUGAAAAAUCAAUUUAUACAUACCAUCAUAUUAGGCUAAGAUUCAAGGUUGUGUCUUACCUAGGUUUUAAUGUAAUAAAUAAAAAUAUGCAAAUGCAUACAAUUCCAGGCUCUAUUUAUUAUUGAUAAAUAAUAAGUUUUAAGUCUUAAACUAUAGAAUCUAUUUUAUAUAUCAAUUAACUGUAUAUUAUUAUAUAAAUUAUAAUUUUUAUAAUUAGACAAUCAGAACAUAAUGUUGUUGGUGUUUUGGUAUCAGACAACAGAGGUUUAUGUAUUUUCUGUAAGUGUACAAUUUAACGCUAUUUUUAAAAUAUUUAUUAUUUAAAUUUUUUCAUUAUUUAAAAAUUAAGCCUCAGGAGGAGUGAAAUCAGAUGUUAGUGGACAUAUUACAUUUAUUGCAAAUCAUAUAUCAAAACUAGAUACAAAUGAACCAUAUCCAACAAUUGUAUUGAAAUCUGACAACAAGUAUGUAUUUAAUAGAUUUAAUAACAUUUAACAAAAUAUAUUUAUCAACAAAAAUUAUUAUUACCGUAAUCAUUAUCCCAUCUUAACUAGUAAGAUCCAAAAAAUGAUUUACUUUUAAGUUUAAAUUAAAUUAAUUUCAUGUUUGUCAUAAAUAAGAUAUGUUUUCUAGUUAUUUUUCACCUUUUUUCUCAACUUUAUUUAAGAUUACUCUAAUCCUUAUUUCUCAAUUUUCACUUAGCUUGAUUAUCAACAUUCUCUUAAAAUACACCAUUUAAUUUCAUUAUCAAAUCACUUUUUAACCUCUGUUUCCUUUUACAUUGAUUGCCUUUACCAUUUAUGUUAAUUAUUAGUUCUACUCCUAUUCUACCUACUUAUUAUACUAAUUAUAUCUUAAUUAGUCUUUCUUAGUUACUCCUUGUUUCUUUUUUAUAUUUUACCCUAACUUUUCAAUUUUUCCUGACUUCUACUUACCUUGCUGACCUCAAAACUGCCUUACAAAAUAUAUUUUUUACAUUUUAAUUAAAUACUUCAGAUAUCUCAUUCAAAGUUGAUUAAUCCAUCUUGAUCUGUGUAAUAUAUUAUCAAUAAUAAUUUUAAAUUUGUUUCAGGUCUUGUUUAAUAAAAGGUUGUGAAAAUUCCUGCGUAUCUGUGUUAUAUGAGAAUAAACAAUAAUGUUAUUAUUUUAAAAAACCUGUUUAAUUUAAUGUGCUAAAAAUUUAUAUAAAUAUAUGAUUAUAUGUGUUAUAUGAGAAUAAACAGUAAUGUUAUUAUUUUAAAAAACCUGUUUAAUUUAAUGUGCUAAAAAUUUAUAUAAAUAAAUGGUUUUAAUUAUACUGCUGUUUAAAUAAUAACUUUAAUUUUUUCUAUCUAAUAUAUUUAAAAUUUGUUCUGGGAAGAAAGUUAUGAAGUCUAGAAUUUUUACCUAUUAUAAUAUACUGUCUUAAUAUUUUUAAGUAUUCUAAAUAGUAAUUAUUCUGCUAUUUUUUAAUACUGAUAAGAAUAAAAACCUACCGCAAAAUACUAAAAAUAUCCUAAGAUAUCUAAGUCUUGUGGUCUGUGAUCGACAAUAAAAAAAUAUAGUGAGAGUGAGCUUGUGGUUAUGGCUUCAUCUAUGGUUAAAGAUGCGCAAAAGAUAUAGAUAUUAUCGAUAUAUCGAUAUUGUGACC
This is a messenger RNA of Cinara cedri, 3113 nucleotides long. Lineage: Eukaryota; Metazoa; Arthropoda; Insecta; Hemiptera; Aphididae. The record is from the annotation of a GenBank genome assembly.